GAACCAACCCGUGCCCCGACUAUUGGCAGUUGAAUUUUUGGUGGUGUGGGCGUUGCGAUUCCCGUCUCCCUUUUGAAGCUUUAACAGCAUGAAAGAUUAAAAGGCGGAGCAGCAGGCCAAAGCACUCGAAUGCGCGAGUGCUGACGGGCGACGACCGAGCGCAGGAUUCAAAAAAAACUCCGCUUUUUAUGCGAUAUACCAACACCCUUUAGUGCAUAUACCAGAGCGAGACAGAGGGAUUGUUCAAAAAUCCUUGCUUUGUCCGAUUCUUUCGUCCCUCCUUUCUCACUGGAACGAAGCGGUGCAUGUUCACGCUCUACCCUUUUCUUUCUCAGAGCUUUGCUUGCUUCUUCGUGCAUUAAAGUUGACCAAUUUGUUAAAACUUCUGUCGGCAUUCGUUUCCGGGUCGUCGUGAGACGACCUUUGAUUGUAUUUGGCGAGUGACCCGGGAUCGGUUCUGUCUAGAAAAUGAUUCUUGGGCGUCUUUCUCGACGACCCUUUUGAGGUUAGGCGACCACUUCGGUGCCCGCGUUAUGCAAAAUGAGUGCUUUCUUGAACAUUUGCGCAUUGAAUAGGAGUUGAGGGAUGCGGGUGUUUCGGAGCAGCGAGUUUUUGAGAUGAGGGGAGUGUGAGUGUCGGUGGUGAUCAUGGGAAGUGGAAGAGUGGAGGUGAUCAGUAGCAAGGGGUGUUCGAAAUUAGUGGGUGGGUUCUCGGCUUCAUUGCCUUCUUUUAGAGGUCUGCAACCGUUGGAGCCGACCAUGUCUCCUGCUCCGUCGUCGGUCGGGUCUCAGCCAAGCACACGAUCAAGUGGUCCAUUUUCAGGGCUUGUGAUAUGUGUGACCGGUCUCUCUAAAGAAGCAAGGAAACAAGUCAUGGAUGCAACAGAGAGAUUAGGUGGCAAAUAUAGCCCCGAUUUACAUCCUCAGUGUACCCAUUUAAUCGUCCAGAGUUUUGGUGGACGGAAGUUUGAGCACGCAUUGAAGCAUGGACCCAAAAAUGGUCUCUUCAUCGUUACGCUGGGAUGGUUUGUGGAGAGCGUCAAGAGGAAUGUGAGGUUGAGUGAAACAUUGUACAGUGUUAAGAGUGUUGGAGAUAGCGGCAGUCGAAUAGAAGAGUUGCAUCGGGCUCGUGGGAUAACUGGUGCUGAGAAAUCUUGUCUUCCUGCCAGUAUUCAAGAAGCCAAGAAACUUGAAAAGGCUGAAGAAUCGCGCCUUUUGUCUUCUGGAAGAGAUUGUCAAAGGAGUGUUGAUUUGAUGAAUUUAUCUGGUCAGUCUGUCUACUUAGAUUCAGACAUUUCGGCUGAACUACAGAACAAGGUGAUUGAUGCAGCUACUAGAGAAGGCGCCUCAGUUGUAGAUAAGUGGUACAUUGGUAGCAAUGCGAGUCAUGUUGUCUGCGAAGGGACUUCCAUCAGAAGAUAUCUUGGUCAUUGCAACAAUCUCGUCACUCCACUGUGGCUUUUGAAGACAGCAAAAGAGCAACAUCUCCAGAGGCUCGUUCACCUAUCUGCUGAUUUGGCCAGGCAGCUGGGAACGAUGCUUGAUAAUUAUCAUAAUGGUCCUCUGAAGGAGGAAACAAAGAAGAAUGACGUUGUCUCCGAAGGGCUGAGCUGUAAAGCCAGUCAUGAAGAAAGACUAAAAAUUGUAAAUUUUGCUAAAAGUGGUGUGAGAAAUCGUCGUGGUCGCAAAAUGCAGACGUGCCAGACCCCGAUACGGCCGAUAACCCCAAGCAGUCUUCUGGAUUCCAUUUGCUGGUCUAUAUCUGAGCCAACUUCAACUGCUUCCAUUUAUACGGAUUCGUUUAGUUCUGAUGAUGGCCGUGAGAAUCAUCCACGCGCAUUCUUUGAUGCAAAAGGCGAUGGCAAGGGUUCAGAAGCUUCUUUUGCAAACUUAACGAGGCCACUUACUGAAAGUGAGAAGAACGAGUUGAUUUUUAAAGACCAUUUUCUCACUAUUCUGUUCCCAGUUGACCGCUUUGCUGAAAUGGGGCCAUCUUCAAGGACAUUCUUCAGUGACAAAGGUUUUACAUGCUUUCGGGUGUUGGAUCAUAUUUAUGCUUUUUAUCAGGAGAACAUGUCAGCUCAGGAAAUAGAGGUUGCCAUUCACACAGAUUCAAGGCAUGCUGACCGUCUUAGAUCAAUGUACUGUAGUAAAGAAACUGCUGAUUGUGGAUUUGUGGCCUUCAAAAGGAUCGACUUCUUGGGUAGCCGCAGGAGCUUUGAAAUGCUAAAGCGGGUCAGCGGGGACAAUAACAGCAACGUAUAUGAACUGUUGGUUAGAGCAUAGGAAUGAUUGCAUCGGAUCUUGAACUGCAUCCUGUAUAUUGGAAAGUCAGCACUCAGCGAAUUUGAUUUAAGAGGGAGAUAUCGUGCUGAGCUGAUCGAACAGCCCCGGUUCGCUUAGCGCAAAUUCUAUUUUGAAGAGGAAUGAAUAAGACAAUACUUUUAUUUGCUCGAGACUUGGUGUGCAGGUUAAUCACAUAAAGCUGUACAUUCAUAGGCUUCUUUCCCAGAUAGGAAUACCUGAUUUUGGUUGUCUAUUACUGAUCUUGUUGUGGCUUUCAUUGUCCUCUUUUUUCCUUUUCUUCUUAUUGGGUGGUUGUACCAUACUUGGAAAUCAUUGGUUCCGCAAUGGGAAAUUCUUUGGUGGUG
This is a messenger RNA of Syzygium oleosum, 2650 nucleotides long. RefSeq lists its product as uncharacterized. The coding region runs from base 648 to 2285 and encodes 545 amino acids. The transcript has 10 exons. The record is from RefSeq and is a predicted model, not a curated record. Lineage: Eukaryota; Viridiplantae; Streptophyta; Magnoliopsida; Myrtales; Myrtaceae.